AACACUGGCGCUGCUGUCUCCCGUUCCGUCAAAAUAAGAAAAUCAGAUUCUCUUCGCAAUUAAGAAAUUAUUUUCACAUCUCCAAAAAUCAGUGAAAAACUAGUCCUUCUGCGUGAGAAAUUGUACCCUUGAGUGCUGCAGUGCAUUGUGUGUUGCAAUUUACGUGAGUUUGUCGUGAGUUUUGGGGUGAAAAUCGUGCCAUUUGAAUCGCGGAAAAAAAGAGUGGAAAAGAUGGUGUAAAUAUCGAAAAAAUUCUUCAUCUCCACUUUUUUUGCCAACUACACAGUCGCACAGCUGUGAUCUUUUGCAAUUUUCGUCGCGGGCGGAAGUGCCACAGGGCGCGGAAGGUGCAUCACCUUGUCCACAGCUUGAUUUUCACGCGCAUUUCGGGUGUCUGGGGCGGUGGAGGAGGGACGAAGUUGAGGAGAGAGAAAAAAAAAGUUUGCAGGAAGGAAAAUAAAAUAAUGCAAAAGUGUGGAAAGUGACGAGAAUUUCGGGGUGAAAGAAAUUAUUUGUUGUGUUACUGAGUCACCACACGGCAAUGGUAAUAUCAUGCUGAAGAUGGCAGACACAGCUAGUGGUCCCGUGAAGCAGCAGAAGCAGCACGGUGUGCCAAAAGGUCAUCCGGAAGCUGCGAAAGUGGAACCCCUUCCGGGGAGGCGUAUCAAUGAUGGAGGAGGAACAAAGGGAAUGUCCACAGAUGGUCGUGGUGGACAAACGACGACGAAUACAGGUGGUGCUGCACCGAGUCUAGGGCGUAAGCCAAAGGCAUCCUCCUUCCAGAUUACAUCCGUCACCGUUGGCACCCGCACAAGUGCCGACAAUGGCGAGGAUAGUGCCGAUGAUCUCGAUGAAUCGCACAGUCACACGGAUGACAAUAGUCGCGUUACGGAUCACGGGAAUGAGACACCGAGCUUCUCCGAGGACACCAGCUUCUCCAAGGAGGAUGUCUUCUACAGCUCAAAUGCCCUCGGGACGGCACCUGUAAUCCCAACGAGUUCCCAAUACGGCCUCGCUAUUGUUUCACCCGAACUCAAUGGCACGGCCACCCUUACGGAUGUCCAUGUGAGUCUCACGGAUGCUGGCAUAAAUAUUGUGGGGAAUGCAAAGCAGAAUUGCGACGUGGACAAGGAGGGUCAUCAGCGCAAUGAACGCUUCAAGGUGGUCAAAAUUGAGAGCACCGAACCCUUCAAGCGUGGGCGAUGGAUGUGCAUGGAUUAUCUGGAUCAUACAACACUCCAGCAGACUACGACGUCCUCGGAGGGGGCACUCGAUGGCACAGACGACACCGCCGCCAAGGUGAAUAACAUACUUCCCGGACAGACAGCACCGGCGGUCUUCUACAACUCCACAGCGGCUCCUGUGCCCGCUACGGAUGCGCUUCCAGAAGUCACCACCACAGCCCCCGUUGUGGCCACUACCACAGCUUCAAACUACACAGCCCAGAGUAUGCCAUCGCAUCAGAAAAACCUUUUGUCCAUCAAUUUGCAGAUGCAGGAAGUUAUUGCAUCUGCAAGUAAGCGCCCCCCAAAGAUGACAACUAUGCCACGGCAUCAGGGACAAACACAGCCCGCUCAGUAUUACAAACAAGCACUGAGCUCAGGGCAACGACAUACUUCGACGCAGGAGUACACACAGGGUGCCACACUACCUGCGAAUCUCAACUUCCACGAUACAGCAGGACUCGAAGCGAGUCUGGCCAGCUUAAGUCACAGCAUCAGUGGCCAGCAACAGCAUCACAGUACUUCGCCAAAGGUACGAAGGAGCGAUGAGGCGCGUUCAGUGGCAACAGCCGAACUCCCAUCUAGUCAGCACCAUCCGGAGGUGGAGAAAGUCAAGGAGGGUGUAGCCGAUGAGCCGCCAAUUGCAUGCGAUCGAGUAGUCGCCACAGAGGUGGUGGAUAGUAAUUGUGUCUCCACAUCCAGUGGCGUUAAUUCACCCACUGUGAGCGUCGUGUCGCCGGAAAUGACACCCGACGUGGCCACAGAGGUGGAAAUGUCGCCGGAGCAGCAGCAUUUAGGUGGGGCCACGCCGGCAAAUCCCGAUGAGACUACCCCCAAUGACGAGAGUGAAAGUGCGUCAGGAACGAGUGCUGUGGCUAUAGACAACAAAAUUGAGCAAGCAAUGGAUCUGGUAAAGUCUCAUCUGAUGUUUGCUGUGCGUGAAGAGGUGGAGGUGUUAAAGGAAAAAAUAGCCGAACUAAUGGAUCGAAUAAAUCAACUUGAGGUGGAGAAUACAAUACUUAAGGCAAAUGCAACGCAAGAAACCCUCUCGCAAUUGUCUGCGACACUUGCAUCGGGAAAAGUUCAAGCGUCAAAUACAGGAAAUGGAUCUGCUUCGUAAGUGUAAAAAAAACACGCACGUUUGACAACAAGAAAUAUUUUUUGUUUAAAAUUUAAAUUAAAAAAAUCAAUUUUAAAGUGCUACGAUUAAAAAAAAAAGAACAAUCACACCCGCUAAAGAACCUUGUUAUCAUUUUUUCUUUCUUUUCUCUUAAUUUUCAUUUUUAAAAAGAAACAAUAUUUAAAUUUAAAUAACAAGACAUACAAGUCUUUGAUGAGAUAGAAAAUUGAUGAAAACUGAUAAGAACAUCCCAAUAGAGAACAAGUGUCGCAAGAAUUUAGUAUAAUAAAAAAUAUUUAAAUAUAGAAAUGAGAUGAAAAUGCAAGCAAAAUCACAAACAAAACGUUAUCAAUGUUUGCCAUUUUUUUAAUUUUAUUAUUUAGUGGCUAUUAUUGACUAAUCUGUCCACUACGUUGUUUAUAUUACAUAUUUCUGUGAAUGAGAAAACACGUCUUUUUUUUUUCAAAUAUCGAGUCAAUAAUUUUGUAAAUUAUAUUAUACUUGUUUUUUUUUUUGCAUUGUAAUUAAGAAAAUGUAAUACUUAUUUAAUGUUUAUUAUAUAUUUUUUUGUUGUGUAAAUUGGGCUGACAAGGAAAUAAGUCAAAAAAAAAGGAGGAAGAUAAAUGCGAGAUUUGCGGGGAAAAAAGUUGUAAAGAAAGUGUGUGAGGGACGCAGUGAAAAAUUUAUAGGAAUUAUGUUGUAUAUAAUGAGCAUGUGUAGCAUAUUAUGUAGGAAUUAAGGAUAAAAUAAUGAUAGUUGAACACACACCAAAAUAGUGUGCAAAAUUAA
Messenger RNA from Lutzomyia longipalpis, 3132 nucleotides. It is a transcript of the gene bun, whose product is annotated as protein bunched, class 2/F/G isoform. The record is from RefSeq and is a predicted model, not a curated record. Gene Ontology annotation, biological process: regulation of transcription by RNA polymerase II. Lineage: Eukaryota; Metazoa; Arthropoda; Insecta; Diptera; Psychodidae. Bases 553 to 2343 code for a protein of 596 amino acids. The transcript has 4 exons.